UAAAAGUCGAACGACUAUAUUGUGUAAUCUUAUGUCAGUUAUUUUUUGGUUAAGUUUUUUGAAAUUCCGUCGUCUCUGCCUACUCCAGCGGAAAAUAGGCGUGUUCUUUUGUUUGUAUAUUUUCAGUAGUUUUUCCUGAUUAUGGAUCCAGCCCAAGUUUUUGAAGCUUCAGAAGUGGCGCGUCACCUUGUCAUCAACGAGGUGAUCGCCCGCGGAGACUCGCGCAUACAGCAGUUCUACUCCGGCGCAGUCAUCUUCAUCACCGGUGGCUCCGGCUUCUUGGGGAAGCAGCUCAUUGAGAAACUAUUCAGAGCAUGUGAAGUAAAGAAAUUAUUCAUAUUACUGCGACCAAAAAAGCAAAAGUCAGUCCAAGAAAGAUUGCACGAUUUAUUAAAGGAUCCGGUCUAUGAAAGUCUACGCACACUUCAGCCAAAUUUCGCAGAUAAAAUAAUACCAGUACCUGGUGACGUAACAGAAAAACGUCUGGGGAUUAAUGACGGAGACUGGAAAGCAUUAACGGAAGAGGUGGACAUCAUUUACCACGGAGCUGCCACCAUAAACUUCACAGAGCCUUUGAAGAAAGCAACAUUGACCAAUGUGCGCGGAACACAACAAAUGCUACUUCUCGGUAAAUCCUGCAAAAGGCUCAGAUCUUUCGUGCACGUGUCUACGGCGUAUGUCCCUGCCACUCCCGAUCGUAGCAGGAGUGAGGUGCUAGAAAAGUUCUACGAGAGUCCAAUUUCACCAGAUAUUCUUAUCCAAAUGGCUGAGACUAUGAAAGAGAAAGACAUUGACAGUUUUACUUCAGAAAUUAUAAAACCGUGGCCCAACACGUACUCGUUCACAAAAGCUGUUGCCGAGGAAGCCGUGCGGAACAUCGGAGCGGAUCUGCCCAUCUGCAUCGUGAGACCCGCAAUCGUAAUAUGUGCUUAUCGAGAACCAAAUCCGGGAUGGAUAGACAAGAGCUGCGUAUACGGGCCUAGUGGAUUCGUAGUAGGUUCAGCUUUAGGAGUGCUACGCGUGCUGUACGCAGACACAGAAAUAUCUCUGGACCUGGUUCCUGUGGAUUUGGUGAACAACGCAAUCAUAGCCGCGGCGCAUGAGACCGCGGUAAGGAGGGCGAGAGGCGACACGGAUAUCAAGAUAUACACCGUCACUGGCAGCAGAAAACCGAUAAAAUUUGGAAAAAUGGUGGAUGUGAUAUCUAUAGAAGGACGCCAGUUAGCAACAAAUUCAGCUAUUUGGUAUGGAUACGCUGCAAUGAGUUCGAAUUUGCGGUAUAUUUACGUUUUAACAUGGUUGCUACAUUACAUUCCUGGAUAUUUAAUAGAUGGUGUGUUAAAAUUACUUGGGAAGAAGCCAUUGCUAAUGAAAGUUUACGACAAGGCUGACAAACUCAAGCUUGUACUUGGAUACUUCAUGAACAAUGAAUGGAAUUUCCGCGACUCAAACACUCGCCAGUUAUACUGGAACAUGACUGCUGUUGACAGAACAAUAUUCAAUUGCAACAUGGAUACUCUAGAUUGGAUUUUAUACAUUCGAUUGUGGUGUUUGGGCUGCAGGAAGUAUAUUAUAAAAGAUGAACUUAAAGAUACAUUGAAAGCCAAUAGAAAACAGUUUUUGUUUGGAUUAGGUAGCUACUGUAUCAUCAUUCUUAGUUUAUUUUUGGUUUAUAAGACAUUUUCUCUGUUAGUCAGUGUUAUAGAGCUGGCAGUGCUGGCUCAGGUAUACGUCGCUCUCAGCAGAGUCAAGGCUUUAGAAGGAAUAGCACUAUCUGAACUGUUAAAUAAACCCCACGACAAACGAGCAUUAGCAGAAAUGCAGCGCCUGAGAAAUCUCCUGACCAAGUUACAGCGUGAGGUGUUUUCAGUUGUACUUCAAAACUCACACGAAUAUAAGGUGUUGUAUUUUUUAAAUAUAAUAUUUGUGAAAAUGGAUCCAGCUCAAGUUUUUGAGGCUUCGGAACUGGCGCGUCACCGCGUGAUCAACGAGACGAUCGCCCGCGGAGACUCGCGCAUACAGCGGUUCUACUCCGGCGCAGUCAUCUUCAUCACAGGCGGGUCCGGCUUCUUGGGGAAGCAACUCAUUGAGAAACUAUUCAGAUCAUGCGAAAUAAAGAAAAUUUACUUAUUACUGCGGUCAAAAAAGGAAAAAUCUUCCGAUGAGAGACUGAAAGAUUUAUUGAAGGAUCCGGUUUUCGAGCAAGUUCGUGGAAUUCAACCUAAUUUUGAAGAUAAAAUGAUACCCGUUUCUGGUGACAUCACGGAGAAGCGACUGGGAAUCAGCCAUGAAGAUUGGAAAGCUAUCACGGAAGAGGUGGAUAUCAUUUACCAUAGCGCUGCCACCAUACAUUUCGGCGACCCUUUGAAAAAAGCAGCGUUGACCAAUGUACGCGGAACACAACAAAUGCUUCUCCUCGGUAAAGCGUGCAAAAAGCUCAGGUCUUACGUGCACAUAUCGACGGCAUACACGCAUGCAACCCCCAAUCAUUGCAAGAAGCGUGUAUUUGAGAAGUUCUACGACAGCCCGAUUUCCCCAGACAUUCUAAUCAAUAUGGCUGAGACUAUGGCAGAGGAAACUCUUGACACUAUGACUUCAGAUCUUAUAAAACCGUGGCCCAAUCCGUACUCGUUCACAAAAGCUGUUGCCGAGGAAGCCGUGCGGACCAUUGGCGCGGAUCUUCCUAUUUGUAUUGUGAGACCCGCCAUUGUGAUUAGUGCCUAUAGAGAGCCGGUUCCUGGAUGGAUAGACAAGAGCUGUGUGUUUGGUCCUAGUGGAUUCGUAGUGGGUGCAGGAUUAGGAAUACUACACGCGAUGUAUGUAGACCCUGAAAUAGCCUUAGACCUGGUUCCAGUAGACUACGUGAACAACACGAUCAUAGCCGCGGCGCAUGAGACUGUAGUAAGAAAGGAGAGAGGGGAGACCGAUAUCAAAAUAUACACCGUCACUGGGAGCAGGCAUCCGAUCAAAUUUGGUAAAAUGGUAGAUGUCAUAUCCAUAGAAGGACGACAGUUACCAAGUAAAUUGACAGUUUGGUAUGGCUAUAGUUGUAUGACUUCGAACAGAUUAUGGUUUUACAUACUUUUGUGGUUCCUACAUUACAUUCCCGGAUACUUAGUGGAUGGCAUCUUGAAAGUCGCUGGGAAAAAGCCAAUAUUAGUAAAAGUAUAUGAGAAAGUCGACAAACUCAACGGUGUGUUUCAAUAUUAUAUGACUAAUGAAUGGAAUUUCCAAGACUCGAACACCCGUCAUUUGUACUGGAACCUGUCUCCAGUCGACAGGACAAUAUUUAAUUGCAACAUGGACACUAUAGACUGGAUGUUGUAUAUUCGUUUGUGGUGCCUGGGAUGUAGGAAGUAUAUUAUAAAAGACGGCCUGACAGAUACAGCAACAGGAAGCAGAAAACAGUUCUGGCUAAGAAUCGCUAACCACAUCACAAUCAUAUUUUAUCUUUAUUUAGUUUAUAAACUUUUUUCUCUGUUAUUUAGUAUUGUAAGUUACAUAUUUUUUUAUUGAAUAAGUACCGAUCAAUAUUUUAUGCUAUUGGAAGAAAAAUUACGUGUAAGAACGCUUACGAUUACUUUAACAACGUGUAAGAUUGUAUUCAGUACAUCUGAUAAUUUAUGAACAAAAUUAAACGGUGGAUUAAUUUGAGUUAGUUUUUUUGUAAGUUUCAAAUGUGUUGAUCUAGUAAACCAAUUUGAUGUAUCA
Molecule: messenger RNA, 3711 nt
Organism: Pectinophora gossypiella (pink bollworm)
Lineage: Eukaryota; Metazoa; Arthropoda; Insecta; Lepidoptera; Gelechiidae
Exons: 21
Coding region: 142-3516 (1124 amino acids)
Biological process (GO): long-chain fatty-acyl-CoA metabolic process
Cellular component (GO): peroxisome
Molecular function (GO): alcohol-forming very long-chain fatty acyl-CoA reductase (NADP+) activity
Source: RefSeq, a predicted model, not a curated record